ACUUCACCACCACCAUCAUCAUCCAUCCACAACACUCCUCUUUCCUUUCCAUUCUCUCUCUGUCGGUCAAGCAUCAAGAAAAGGGAAAGAAAGUUUCAUCUCCAUGGUUGUAUGCUAAGGAAGAAGAAGAAUCAAGAAGGAUACCAUAAAGUCUAAAAAUCCUGAAACCAAAACACAUCAGUCCACUUUGAGGAACUUCCAGAAGGUAUUUUCAAAAAGGAUUGGACGUUGGAAGAUUGAAGUUGAUAAGAAUGACCAUACGUUGAACGUUCAUUGAGACGUUAUCUUUUCACGUUCCAUGUUCAUCAUCGAAUAUAUGCUUCGUAUAUUAGUAGUUCACAAAAGAAAUUAUUUGUAAUUUCUGGUGAAGAAUAUAAUUCGAAGCAUUUCUUAGAAUGGCAAAGAGGAGAAUGAAAAUUUUGUCAUUACUAUGCGUUUACUUUGUGGCAACUUUAGUGAUCGCUAGAAAUGUGAGGGAUGAUAAUGAAAAGACAGGGUUGAUUGGCAAGGGCGCUAGAAUUGGAGGUGGAGUUGGGGGAGGUGUUGGUGGUAAAUUUGGCGGUGGAGCCGGAGGUGGUAUAGGCGGUGGAGCUGGAGGUGGUAUAGGUGGUGGAGCUGGGGGUGGUGUUGGGGGAGGAGCUGGUGGUGGUGCAGGUGUUGGUGGAGGAUUCGGAGGGGGAAUAGGGGCUGGCGGAGGUGGUGGCGCUAGAGGCGGUGUUGGGGGAGGGGUUGGAAAAAGUGGCGGAAAACACCAUCACUAAAACGUUUUAAUGUGUGACUUACAUUUAUAUCAUUUCAUCAAAAGAUUUCUCAACUAUGUAUUACACUAUUUACAUUCGUGUGACGUUCUUAAGAUAAGUACUAUACAUUGAGUAUGCGCAUGACCUCAAGUAAUUGCUAAAGCUUACAUAAUUGUUGCUCUUAAUGGAAUAAAACCAAAGCUUAUUGUUAUUGUUGUCUAUCCUCAAAAUACUCUCUCGCCGCUGGAUGAACAGUGCCGCGAAGAUGAAAUCGCCUAUUACUCCAUGAAUUUGAGCUUGCUUUGCAUCAUUUUUGGAACCUGGGUUGCGCCUACAACUGGUGCAUCCAAUUCACGAGCUUAUUCGCUGUUUUUGGAGAAGGAAUUUGCAAGAAACGAAGGUCAAAGAUAGUGUGGCACUGUUCACUCGCGAUUGAAAUCACUUGGAUUUGGGCAAUUUUGAUGGAUUCAACAUGGCAAUCCCUUCAAGAUGCAACUUCUGUAAACAAGGCACUCAGGACUCUAACCACACUCUCCUUCAAUGUCCAUACUCUCUGAAAAUCUGGAAAUUCUUCUCCACACUGUUCCAGGGCCCUCCCAUCAACAGAAACUCCACAAUACAGGAAGUAUGUAUGA
Cuscuta campestris is the source of this 1375-nucleotide messenger RNA. The record is from the annotation of a GenBank genome assembly. NCBI's taxonomy places the organism in Eukaryota, Viridiplantae, Streptophyta, Magnoliopsida, Solanales, Convolvulaceae.